CUGGCGGGGAAGGGUCUCGGGGGCAGCGAAGCCGGAGGAGGAGCCUCCGGGGGAUGCAGGGCGAGGGGCCCAAGGCGGCCGGUUAGAGCCUCCAGGCUAGCGGACUCCUAGGAUUCCCCAGUCCCAUACCACCAGAGCGGGUAGAAGACACACCUCCGGUCCCCCACGCUUACCUGGCCCGCUUCUCCCACGCCCCUCUCGCCACCAGGGCCGGGACCCUGCCGGCAGCAGGCCACGAUGAAGAUCGUGAUCAUCAAAGUGACGUGCCUGGUGAGCAUGUUUAUCCUCAUGCUGCUUGGCUCCCUCCUGCCCGUGAAGAUCAUUAAGGCCGAUUAUGAGAAGGCCCACCGCUCCGGGAUGAUCCUUUCCCUCUGCAAUUCCUUUGGCGGGGGCGUCUUCCUGGCCACCUGCUUCAACGCCCUGCUCCCUGGUGUGCGGGAAAAGCUUCAAGAAGUGCUGAAGCUCGGAAACAUCGUCACCAACUACCCGCUGGCCGAGACGAUCAUGCUCGUGGGCUUCUUCAUGACUGUGUUCUUGGAGCAGGUCAUCCUGACCUUCCGGAAGGAGAGGCCCUCGUUCAUCGACCUGGAAACCUUCAACGCCGGCUCCGACGCGGGGAGCGACUCGGAAUACGAGAGCCCUUUCAUCGGGACGGCCCAGGAGCAGCACCUGUACGCCAAGCACAGCCCGCAUCCGCACAGCCACGGCUUAAACGUCAAGGAGCUCUCUCACAACAACCCGCUGCGCCUCUUCAGCCUGGUCUUCGCCUUGUCGGCCCACUCCAUCUUUGAGGGCCUGGCCCUGGGCUUGCAGGAAGAGAGAGACAAGAUGGUCAGCCUGUUCAUCGGGGUGGCCAUCCACGAGACCUUGGUGGCCGUGGCCCUCGGCAUCAACAUGGCCAAGAGCUCGCUGCCCUUGAAGGAAGCUGCCAAGCUGGCCGUCACCGUCAGCGCCAUGAUCCCUCUGGGCAUCGGGAUCGGGCUGGGCAUCGAGCGGGCCCAGAACCUGGUCAGCAGUGUGGCGUCCGUGCUGUUGCAGGGCUUGGCGGGUGGGACCUUCCUCUUCAUCACGUUUUUUGAGAUCCUAGCGAAGGAACUGGAGGACAAGAACAACCGGCUCCUGAAAGUUCUCUUCCUGGUGAUGGGCUACGCGGUCCUGGCCGGCCUGGUCUUCUUCAAGUGGUGAGCGCCGAUGUGGAGCAGCCGCGCAUCUCCCCGGCUUCUCUUCCCCGACUGGCCGGGGAAGCCCACGGGAGGUGCCGGCCCCUUGCCAGCCAAAUGAACACUGACUGCCCCUCCCCUCCCGGCCCCUCCCCCACCCCCCAGUACGUCCAGCCAUCGGGACUCAGUGAACUUCCUCUGUCCGCAGGGCCCCAGUGCCAAAGACCGGGGGGCUGCCCUCCCCCCCCACCCCCCAACGGACGCAUCCCCAGGGUCAUGGGUUCGCCGGCGGGCGCUCGCAGGCUAGAGCGCCCUAACUGCCGCGAGUCUGUGGUCUUGCAGGUAUUUUCUUCUCACUGAGCCAAUAUCACCUCCUCAAGCACUUUAACCGUGGCGUGGGAUGAUGUUUGCACCUGGGGCCGGGGCGAGCUGGAAUCUCGCCCUACCUCUCUCCCCGGAAGGGUCUCCCCAUCAGGAGUGUCAGGCGUCGGGCCGGGAAGCCGGGAAAGGGUACCCGAACCCCAACUUUUCUCUGAGUGUUUCUUGGGACUGUGGGCUGCCCGGCUGCUCUGACCCUCUCUCUCUCUUCCCCUCCGGUGUCCGGCAGGGUUGAGGGGUUGAGGUUUCCGUGGGUCCUCCUCUCCCCCGACCCUCGGGCUGAGCAAACUGUGCAAAGGGAUGUCCACAGGCGUCUCAGGAAUUUGAUGAAAGUUAUCGGCCGCCUCCCUCGGUCCGAACAAGCCACCCCACAGGGUCUCCGAGAACCUCCAGCUGCUCUUUUGAAGUCGAUCACCAGCAAUUCGACAGACUGGAUUCACCUCUGCCGGGGAUCCAGGCCCCGCUGCUGGCCUGCGUGUGCACCCCGGGCCAGCUGCAGUUUUGCUUUCCUGCCCCCACCGUCUCUCUUUCUCAGCGGCCCCCCUCCUCGGGCUUCGAUGGGCGUAACUGGCAGUUUUAGGGGCGAGACCUUUGGGAAAUGCAGACGGGGAACUGGCGCUGCUAGCUGGGCCACCCAGCUUUCGUGGGAUUGGCCAAGGGGACCUUCACCAAGGGGACCGGCGAAAGCGAGGGCCGUCCUGUGGGGCACUUGAACAUAACCGGGCAAUGGCAGGCCUUAUCCCCUGGCGAUCGGCCAAAACCUCCACCUACAGAUGGUCCCCCCGGUUGAAUUGCCCCCUGGCCCCUGAGUUAAUGAAUUCACCCUGUGGAAGGUU
Ornithorhynchus anatinus (platypus) is the source of this 2374-nucleotide messenger RNA. RefSeq names its product solute carrier family 39 member 3 (gene SLC39A3). Gene Ontology annotation, molecular function: zinc ion transmembrane transporter activity. The transcript has 3 exons. Gene Ontology annotation, biological process: zinc ion transmembrane transport. Lineage: Eukaryota; Metazoa; Chordata; Mammalia; Monotremata; Ornithorhynchidae. Bases 238 to 1185 code for a protein of 315 amino acids. Gene Ontology annotation, cellular component: plasma membrane. The record is from RefSeq and is a predicted model, not a curated record.